AUGGCUGAAAGAGAUGAGUACCGCUCGAAGCUGCGAACACCAAAGAAGGAAGUAAAAACAGAACCGCUUCUAUGGGCGCGUUUAUCUCCAGCAUUUGAUCACGCGCCUACAUUUAGCUAUUCCCACUUUUUAAAUACACCCAGCCCUGCAAAAACCAGAGCUCCUGCUGUCGCCUUUGAACAAACCUCCUCGUUCAGCCCUCACAAGUCGGGUUAUUUCUUGCGGACGCCCAGCCCUUUCAAGCAGAAUCCGAAAAGCCCACUAAAGGUUGGAUCUGGUGUCAAACAGGAGGUGUCCUCUACCCCAAGCCCACAUAAAACCUAUCCUGGCACAGAUCUUUUUGGAAAUAGAUCACUAUUGGACAAUCUUCCCAUGCCAGAGUGGGAUGAACAUUUUUUGGACAAUUUUCAAGAGGACUUACUUUUUGGCAUCGGGAGUGAGGACAUUGAGGGGCUGGGUCGCAGUCCUCUGAAGAGUCCCAAAAGAGGUCACACGUUUCUUAGCAGCAGCCCUUUUAAAAGUUCUCCUGGGGUCAGUCCAUUUAAAAGUCCGCUACUGACCUCCAGUCCUAAGCUUCCCGUUGAUAGUCCUAGUAAUUUUCUCAAGACUCCGGAUCUUGCUAAUGGAAGACCCUUAACGAGGCAGAGAAAACUGUUUCUGCAGAGUCCAGAGCGGCAGUUGCCCUCUGUUUCUGGGACUAAUAACUGGCCCAGGUCUCUGCCUUUUUCAUCUCUGGAUGAAACAUCAUCGUCCAUGUACAGUGAUGGCCAUGAAACCACAACAUCCAUACAGAGCAUUUCUACCUAUCUCAGGAAUUUCGAUGAAGGAGAUCAAGAGGAGGACUACACAGUGAUGCCCCCUGUUGGCUGGGAGACACAGAGCAUUUCUGACUUUUCUGAGAACAAAUUCCAAGGGAAGGGAAAGAAAAAGAGUUUAAAGUUCAGAAGCUGUGAAGUGACGAGUGCUGUUCAGAAAGUUCAUAGUUCAACUUUAACUUCCAUGCCGACAGCUACCUGUUCUGCAAGUGCAAAGAAAAUGAAAUCGGAGCCGCAGUUUACUCUGCUUCGACCUCACACAGAGCUUCAUAACAACCAGAUUUGCCUACGUCUCACGACGGGCACCCCACCAAACAAGAUCAAGAUUUCCAGAGACUUCUCACAGAUUCAGACCCUUCCCUCCAAAGAACAGUUACGUAUUGUCCGCAACAGAUUCCGCGAGACUUUGAACAAAGCUGUGGAACAAGUCAUAGAGAAGGAGAAAGCCAAGAAAUCAAGAGAUCAAGGAAAGGUCACAGAUCCGGCUUUGAGAAAUGCACUGCAAAGACCAGCCUUGAUGCAGGCAACAGCUCUUGCCCCAGCGACUACCUCAGGUGUUUGGAGUAAUCAGAGCGCUCGAAAGCCGCAGAAGAGAAAACGGUGCAUGACUUAA
This is a messenger RNA of Candidula unifasciata, 1428 nucleotides long. NCBI's taxonomy places the organism in Eukaryota, Metazoa, Mollusca, Gastropoda, Stylommatophora, Geomitridae. The record is from the annotation of a GenBank genome assembly.